AUGGACGCCGCCAAGUCAAGUUCGUUGACGACUGGCCACGAAUUCUGGGUUCUGGCAGUGGAGCGGUACCUGCUGGUCGAGGCCCGCGUCUACCGAUACGACGUGACUGUGUGUGGCGGGGCACUCAACACGUGGGCUCCACUGAAGUGUCUCCUCGCCCCGCAUUUGAACCAUUUAGUGCAGAGAAACGACCUGCGCUCCGGCUGCCGGCUCAGGGUGGCACAGUUGUGGGUGCGGGUGGACGGUGUGACAGUAAUGGAGGGAGUCGAAGUGCUGAGAGCCUGCACCCCUCCCGCUCUUCUGACAGCGGUUGUACCCGUGUCCCGCCCUUUACUCUGCCCCUCCAGCUGCUACCUCCCACUUUGGGAGGAAAGUGACUAUUAUGGGGAGGAGUGGGCUGUGCAAGCUUUCAGCCAUGAACAAGUCAGAAUGGAAGGUCUGAGAAUAAUCACGCUAAAGGAGUUAGUAUUUGCAUGGAGAAGAAGAUUGAAAUUGGCCCCACUGUUGGUGAGAAUAAUGUGUAAAUCCAGAUUACAACAUUAUGGAAAAACUGCCAAGUACAUUGAUUGGCCUUAUCAGGCAUGCAUUAAAGUUGCUGACUCUUCAGGUAUGAUGUCUGUCAUUCUGUGGAACUCAUUAUGCCCAAAACUCUUCAGGAGUUUAGAGGUUGGGACAGUAAUACUUAUGCAGCAAUACUCUGUGAAGGUUGCACAUCACAAGAGAAAUCAUCCUAUUUUGUACUACCCAGACAUGAAAAUCUAUAAUGAAAUAGAUAUUUAUUUAAACCCUUGGAAACCUACAUCUGAUAUUAAGGUUAUUCCAUCAAAACAAAUUAAACCUAAGUGGAAACUUCCUGAUAUUAAGUAUCAGUUUAUUACAAGGGAUAAGCUUGACAUUGUGCCUAAUAGUUAUAUUUGUGAUGUCAUAGGCCUUGUCACCUUUGUAGGAAGAUGUGAAAGAAUCAGAAAGUCAGAAGACAGUGAUGAUUUUAGGGUUCGACGAUUUAUUGAAAUGGUCGAUGAAACUAGUGCAAAACCAUUUAUUCUAGAACUUUAUUGCACAUCUCAACCAGAAAUUUACAGACAGCUACAUCCAGUGACUUUUUUAGUGUGCACUCGGAUGAGAGUUGUAAGGAACAAAUUCAAUAGCAUUACCUAUUUGACUUCAUCCCAUGAGACUCAAAUUUAUAUCACAGGUUAUCACAAGGGAAGACCAUAUAGAACUGACAAUACAGUCAAAAGAUUUCUAAAUUGGGCAAAAUUGCAAAAUGAAAAAGAUUUUCUGGAAAGUUCCCUGGUGGGAGGAUAUUAUUCUUUUCCUCCUCUCCCUUCAAGCUUCCUGACCUACAUCCAAAAUAUGAAAGCUGAUUUUAUUAAAGUAGUAGAAUCAGAAGUAGGCCAAGUGGCUAACAGAACCAGCCUCGCUAUUCACCAAGAACAUGGAUAA
This is a messenger RNA of Hypanus sabinus (Atlantic stingray), 1446 nucleotides long. Its product is annotated as RPA-related protein RADX-like. The record is from RefSeq and is a predicted model, not a curated record. Gene Ontology annotation, molecular function: single-stranded DNA binding. Gene Ontology annotation, cellular component: replication fork. Lineage: Eukaryota; Metazoa; Chordata; Chondrichthyes; Myliobatiformes; Dasyatidae. The transcript is spliced from 9 exons. Gene Ontology annotation, biological process: regulation of DNA repair. Bases 1 to 1446 code for a protein of 481 amino acids.